Lotus japonicus is the source of this 1074-nucleotide messenger RNA. RefSeq names its product protein IQ-DOMAIN 20-like. Gene Ontology annotation, molecular function: protein binding. Lineage: Eukaryota; Viridiplantae; Streptophyta; Magnoliopsida; Fabales; Fabaceae. The transcript has 2 exons. The record is from RefSeq and is a predicted model, not a curated record. Bases 140 to 565 code for a protein of 141 amino acids.
CGCCCACAACUCUCUCCUUGGUCCUUUCUUUACGCAACUUCCACCUAAAGAAGCAUUGAGAGUGAAACACAUUUAUAUAAUUAUAUCAACCACAUUACACGCAUUCCAUUCCAAACAUAAGAAAAGAAACACAAGCAAAAUGGGAGCAUCUCACAAAUGGUUAAGAAUUGUUCGCAGCAAGUUCCUAAGAUCAUCCAACAAAGACAAAAUAAUCCUCCCUCCUCGUACGAGUGUUUGCACUAAUCAAAGCGAGCUACCCAUACUCAAAGAUGUUGCAACCAACUCUACCACCACGGAAAACUUCACCAAUUUGCCAAUACCACCAACCUCUUCGGCCAGGACGUUCCCCAAAGAGCAGAUUGCGGCAAUUAGGAUUCAAGCUUACUUCAGGGGUCAUCUCGCAAGAAGAGCAUAUGGGGCUCUGAGAAGCCUGGUGAAGCUGCAAGCAUUGGUUCGUGGGGUGUGUGUGAGGAGACAAUCACGUAUAGCGAUGCAGUGUAUGCACGCACUAGUUCGUUUACAAGUCAGGAUUCGUGCAAGGCAGUUACUUGGUGGGAUUGAUUGAUAAUGAAUGAAAUGGCACCAGAAAUGCUGGUAAAGUUCAUUAUCAUAAGAUCUGCCUCUUAAUUGAUUUUGUGAAGAGUGAAUUUGGGUGAAGAGUAGAUUAAUAAUGAAAAAUAUAUUAGAGUGCUAACCUACUAGUGCCAAACUUCUCUACUGGAUAUGCACAUAAGGAUUAAUGAACAGGUUCGAACGCAAACAUGAUUUCAGGUGUAUCAAGGUACUGAGAAGCUGAAAUUUGAGGCAUAAAGUUUAGAUUGGAUUGGAGAAAUAUAAAUUCGAGUUCAAAGAAAAUCUUAGCACAUACUUUUGUCCAUGGAAAUAUGGAAUGUAGGUGCUAUUGUCUUUGACCUGCUCAAGUUAUUUUCUUUUCUUUUCUUUUAGCUAGGGAUAUGUUUAAUGUUACGAACUGUUUUUGCAGAUAAAUCUUUUUUUUUGGUUAAAUCUUUAUGUACAUAUGUUAUGACCAGCUUGACCCACCAUUUUUUCUGUUAAACAGGGAUGUGAUUUCAA